GUGUCAGGAGGGGUGGGGGUGGAGGCCUCAGCGCCUACAUUAGCCAGACCGCCUCGGAUUGAGGCAGCAGUUUGGUCAGAGCAGCCUCCACAUCCGCGCUGGGCGGGCGCAGCACUUGGAGCUAGCCCCGCGCCCGCCCCCGCGCAGCUCUGCACGGCGUUCCGCGGGGUCCGCACACACGCAACGGAGGAGCGCCCGCCUGGCUCUUCCGCCGAACCCCGGGGUCCUGGGUCUCCCAGGAGUCUGGGUUCCGCCUGGCCGCUUUUCACCGCCUUCUCUGCCCGCCCUACUUUUUUCGGGGUUCCUUGGCUUAGCCGAGGCGGAGAGAAGGCAAGCAGAGCAGAAAAGGAGGCGGGAGCCAGGGCGGCCCGAACCGAGAGAAAGUGGCAUGCCCGAGCCCUGGAGGCGUAGGUGGCGGAGGACGGGGGAAGACGAUGCCGCGCAUCCGUAGGGGAAGUAGGCGAGAGCGAGCGAGGCGAGCGGGGCGCUCGGGCGCCUACCGGCUGCGGGGAGGCGCGCAUCGCUCUGGGGCUCCGGCCUCCGCUCCCCCGUGCCCCGACGCUGCAGGCGACAGGGCUCGGCUCCAGCAGCCUCCGCCGUCGCCUCCGCCGCCUCCCGGAGGACCAAGCAAAAGUUUGGAUCUGGGGGAGGGCGCAGCGCUGAGCGGGAUUACCACCAGGGCUGGAAGGAGACCUCGAGAGCCUUCGCAGAUCGCAGAUUCUGCGUAACCAAGAAAUCCAUAGGUCCAUCAGUGCUACCCUGACCUCCACCAGAGGACUGGAGUUCUGCCCGCCCACUCUGGCUUGGGUACACUAGGCAGAUAACUUAGCCUCACCUGCUGCCUGCGUAGAAAAUUCUCCCUAUUGACGUCUUUUGGCACAUGGAAGACAACAGCAAAGAGGGCCACACAGGCCGAUAAGACCAGAGACAACAGAAAGGUUCUUUUCACUGAUGCCCUCCGGACAUUUCCUGUAGCUGGAGUUCUGGACUUUGACAGAACCCGUCUGGUCAUUUUGAUUUUGCUGAUAUAUAUUUUUUUAAUUUUUAUUUUCCCCGCCACAUUGUAUUUUCUUUCUGUUCUUCAGAAAUGGGCCUGCAGACCACAAAGUGGCCCAGCCAUGGGGCUUUUUUCCUGAAAUCUUGGCUUAUCAUUUCCUUGGGGCUCUACUCACAAGUGUCAAAACUCCUGGCCUGCCCUAGCGUGUGCCGCUGCGACAGGAACUUUGUCUACUGUAACGAGCGAAGCUUGACCUCAGUGCCUCUUGGGAUCCCGGAGGGCGUAACCGUACUCUACCUCCACAACAACCAAAUUAAUAAUGCUGGAUUUCCUGCAGAGCUGCACAAUGUACAGUCAGUGCACACGGUCUACCUUUAUGGCAACCAACUGGAUGAAUUCCCUAUGAACCUUCCCAAAAACGUCCGAGUUCUCCAUUUGCAGGAAAACAACAUUCAGACCAUUUCACGUGCCGCUCUUGCCCAGCUCCUGAAGCUCGAAGAGCUGCACCUGGAUGACAACUCUAUCUCCACAGUGGGGGUGGAGGACGGGGCCUUCCGGGAGGCUGUUAGCCUCAAGUUGUUGUUUCUGUCCAAGAACCACCUGAGCAGCGUGCCUGUGGGGCUUCCUGUGGACCUGCAAGAGCUGAGAGUAGAUGAAAAUCGAAUCGCCGUCAUAUCAGACAUGGCCUUUCAGAACCUCACAAGCUUGGAGCGACUGAUUGUGGACGGGAAUCUCUUGACUAACAAGGGCAUUGCAGAGGGCACCUUCAGCCAUCUCACCAAGCUCAAGGAAUUUUCCAUAGUCCGUAAUUCGCUCUCCUACCCCCCUCCAGAUCUGCCAGGUACGCAUCUGAUAAGGCUAUAUCUGCAGGACAACCAGAUUAACCACAUCCCGCUGACAGCCUUCUCCAACCUCCGGAAGCUGGAGCGGCUGGAUAUAUCCAACAACCAACUGCGGAAGUUGACUCAAGGGGUCUUUGAUAACCUCUCCAACUUGAAGCAGCUCACUGCUCGGAAUAACCCUUGGUUUUGUGACUGCAGUAUUAAGUGGGUCACAGAAUGGCUCAAGUAUAUCCCUUCAUCUCUCAACGUGCGGGGUUUCAUGUGCCAAGGUCCUGAACAAGUCCGGGGAAUGGCUGUCAGGGAGCUGAAUAUGAAUCUUCUGUCAUGUCCCACCAUGACCCCUGGCCAGCCGCUCUUUACCCCAGCCCCAAGCACUAUUUCUCCAACGACUCAGCCUCCCACCCUCUCUGUUCCAACCCCUAGCAGAAGCUACACACCUCCAGCUCCUACUACAUCGAAACUUCCCACCAUGCCUGACUGGGAUGGCAGAGAAAGAGCAACUCCACCUAUAUCUGAGCGGAUCCAGCUGUCCAUCCACUUUGUGAAUGAUACUUCCAUCCAAGUCAGCUGGCUCUCUCUCUUUACUGUGAUGGCAUACAAACUCACAUGGGUGAAGAUGGGCCACAGUCUGGUGGGGGGCAUCGUUCAGGAGCGCAUCGUCAGUGGGGAGAAGCAACACCUGAGCCUGGUUAAUUUGGAGCCCAGAUCCACCUAUCGGAUUUGUUUAGUGCCACUGGAUGCUUUUAACUACCGCGCUGUAGAAGACACCGUCUGCUCGGAGGCCACCACCCAUGCCUCCUAUUCGAACAAUGGCAGCAACACCGCUUCCAGUCAUGAGCAGACGACGUCUCACAGCGUGGGCUCCCCUUUUCUGCUGGCGGGGUUGAUCGGGGGUGCAGUGAUAUUCGUGCUCGUGGUCUUGCUCAGCGUCUUCUGCUGGCACAUGCACAAAAAGGGGCGCUACACCUCGCAGAAGUGGAAGUACAACCGGGGCCGGCGGAAAGAUGACUAUUGCGAGGCGGGCACCAAGAAGGACAACUCCAUCCUGGAGAUGACGGAAACCAGUUUUCAGAUCGUCUCCUUAAAUAACGAUCAGCUCCUUAAAGGAGAUUUCAGACUGCAGCCCAUUUACACCCCAAACGGGGGCAUUAAUUACACAGACUGCCAUAUCCCCAAUAACAUGAGAUACUGCAACAGCAGCGUGCCAGACCUGGAACACUGCCACACGUAACAGCCAGAGGUCCAGCGUUAGGAAGGCGAACCGCCAAACUCUUGAGAACACACACGUGUGUGCGCACAGACACGCAGAUCACAUUUGAUAAAUGUUACACAGAUGCAUUUGUGCAUUUGAAUACUCUGUAAUUUAUACGGUGUACUAUAUAAUGGGAUUUAAAAAAAAAGUGCUAUCUUUUCUAUUUCAUGUUAAUGACAAACAGUUUUGUAACUCUUUGCUUUUUAAAUCUUAAAAAAAAAAAAAAAUUAGUUGCUGAAGUACUGUACGGGGUUGUACAAUGAGAA
Sciurus carolinensis (gray squirrel) is the source of this 3357-nucleotide messenger RNA. RefSeq names its product fibronectin leucine rich transmembrane protein 2 (gene Flrt2). The record is from RefSeq and is a predicted model, not a curated record. The transcript is spliced from 2 exons. Gene Ontology annotation, molecular function: protein binding. Lineage: Eukaryota; Metazoa; Chordata; Mammalia; Rodentia; Sciuridae. Bases 1088 to 3070 code for a protein of 660 amino acids.